This is a messenger RNA of Aspergillus eucalypticola CBS 122712, 1410 nucleotides long. RefSeq lists its product as uncharacterized. Lineage: Eukaryota; Fungi; Ascomycota; Eurotiomycetes; Eurotiales; Aspergillaceae. The transcript is spliced from 2 exons. The record is from RefSeq and is a predicted model, not a curated record. The coding region runs from base 136 to 1392 and encodes 418 amino acids.
GUAUCGAAACAGUCUCUUGUCACUCUUCGACCGGCCAGAAGGAUACCCAAACUAUACGCCAACAUCCUUGCACGCCUGCUUGGUUAUUAUCGCUUCACAACCUAUCCGACGGCUCCCUAUCACAUUAGCGCCGUCAUGGGAUCCCAUGGUGCAUCGUCUUACCGGAAUGGUUCGAGGACUGGUGGCAGUUCCAGUUCCACUAACAGUGAUGUCUCGGAACGCUCGAAAAGCACGGCCCCUACGAUCUACAGCGAUCGACCCACUCCCCUUCACAGAGGAGGUAUAGACAUGGACAUUUACGAUGAAGAAGAUCCUAAAGCCUCGGUGUCGACCUACGCCUCUACCAUCCCGUCGGAAGAUGAUCCCCCAGAGACCCCGCGCUACGAAGUAAUCGACCGUCAGCUGGACGUAUUCUCAACAGAUGUUGUCCCUUCCGACCCGUCGACUUUUGGGCAGCUAUUCCCUUCCUCUCGACGACUCCUGAUUCGACACGACGAUGCGACACUUGAUGGAAACAUGAACCUCCGCGUCGACACGAUGGUGCCGCAAAGAGGUGGAUAUCAGCAAGAUGUAACUUUGUUCCAUCUUCGCAUGUAUGACCUGUUUACGCGAAAGUGCUCUUUCCGACGCUACUGUCGAGACUCUGGGCGGGAAGUGUGCCACUCAGAACGACGGCCUGUCGCAUCGAGCUCGGACAGGCAUCCGGUGUUUCGACGGUCGUGGGGUAGUGUGCUGGCUAGCUUGCGGCCGGGUUCAAGUGGCCACGGAUCACUGCCUAGCCACGAGCAUAAGCGCCAGGACUCGGGCUAUAGGUCGGCGGAAGAUGAUGAAGAAUAUUUUGAGGACAAGCAUUCAGAACACAGAGGUGGCGGGGAUCGCCAUUUUGUGCUAACCGAUAGCACUUUACUGGAAUUUUCAAAUUAUGCUCACGUAGAGCUGAGGCGCCGAGGUGCAGGUCUUUCCAAACGAUAUGAAUUUGAGUACUGGUCGACCCGGUACCAAUGGAGACGCGAGUGUCGGAAAGAUGGAGACUUGCGCGAAGUCUCCUAUCACCUGGUUAACACACGCACGUCCAAGACCGUCGCUCAUAUCGUCCCAGAGAUCCUGACCCCGAUGGAGGCAGCUGAGGAGGAGAAAAAGGGAGGAUGGGUUCCACCAUCAUCCAUGUGGAUCAGUGACCCGUCAGUGUAUGAGAAGAUGCCCGACGUCGCCGAUGUGUUUGUUGCCACAGGCCUAAUAUCUUUUGUUGACGAUUGCAUUCGCCGCCGAUGGCACACGAAGAGACCGUCCCAAUUCAUCCAGCCGAUGCGAUCAACCCUCUCGAAGAGUAUUGAACUCAUGGGUCCCCGGCGAUUUCUCGAUGAGGUGUUCCACCGACGAGGGUCCGCAUAAAGAAUGAUAGGCUAUCGA